AAAAAACUCAUCUUUCUCUGUACCCACAAAAAUGUGUAUAUAUAUAUAUACAUAUGUAUAAUCAAUAUUUAAAAACAUAAGCCAUGUUUCAUGAAUCCUUCUGGUUGCAUCAUGAAGCGUGAAUGACAUAAAAAAAGGUGUUUUUAAUUUUCAAACCCUUCUCCUUAUUCCGGCAAAAAAUCGAUCUUUCUGAAAUUCUGAAACAGAGGAAUUUAUUCCAAGCUGCGGAAUAUGAAAUGAGUUCCUUUUCAGAGUGUUUUUACGUUUUUGUUUUUUCAAUUUUUUUUAUCGAAAAAGUUGAUUUUUUUUUCCGAUAAGAAAAAAAAAGUUGAGGGGUCUGUGGGAUUGAGAGUUGGGUUUUAAUAAAGGCGAAGGAGCGUCGAAGAAAACAAUAGAGAAGUAACAGAGAGAGAGAGAGAGAGAGAGAGAGAGAGAGAGAGAGAGAGAGAGGGAGAGGAGGUUAGGUAAAGAAGAAAUAUGCAAGAGAAGAGGAAGAAGAAUGGUAAUACCGAUGAAUCCAAGAAGAAGGAGCGUCAUAUUGUUACUUGGACACAAGAGGAGGAUAGUGUUCUCAGGGAGCAAAUCAGUUUACAUGGAACCGAAAACUGGGCGAUCAUAGCCGCAAAGUUCAAGGAUAAAAGCACAAGGCAGUGCAGAAGAAGAUGGUAUACAUAUUUGAACUCUGACGUUAAGAUAGGAGGUUGGUCCCCUGAGGAAGACAUGCUUUUGUGUGAGGCACAGAGAGUGUUCGGGAACAGAUGGACUGAGAUAGCAAAGGUGGUCUCAGGCAGAACUGAUAAUGCUGUGAAGAAUCGGUUCACCACACUGUGUAAGAAGAGGGCAAAGUAUGAAGCCAUGGCCAAAGAGAACAACAAGAAUGCUUGUCUCAACUCAAACAACAAAAGGAUGCUGUUCCCAGAUGGUAAUGGUGUCGUUAUUACACAACAAGGGAAACCCGAAGCCGAAUCCCCUCUUGCUAAGAAAAUGAGGAGAAGCCACAUUCUUGAUCUGACAACUGUCGGAAACUAUGGGGAUAGAUCACAUGGAAAGGUCGAGUCGGGGGUGAACCAGCAGAUAAGGCCUCCGUUUUCGCUAUUAACCCGGGACGUGAAGGAGAUUGAUGGUCAGGAGGAUAAAGGACCUGAACGGGUGUUUCUUAAAAAGGAUGAUCCAAUGGUGACGGCUUUGAUGCAACAAGCCGAGCUUCUCAGUUCAUUGGCCCAGAAGGUUAACGCAGACAACACAGAUCAAAGCAUGGAGAAUGCAUGGAAGGUCCUCCAAGAUUUCUUGAACAAAAGCAAGGAAAAUGACAUAUUCAGAUAUGGAAUCCCAGACAUUGAUUUUCAACUUGAGGAGUUUAAGGAUCUGGUAGAGGACCUAAGGAGUAGUAAUGAAGAGAGUCAGCCGUCAUGGAGGCAAUCUGGUCUCAUUGAUUCCCCAGCCAGCUCUGAGUAUAGUACAGGAUCAACGAUCAUUCCGCAUCAGUCCAACGAUAGAACACAUAUACCCGAGAUUCAGACAACAUAUGAACAAGAUAAGGAGAUUGUGUCUAAUGCAAAUGUAGAUCAAGCAGACUUACUCUCAACUUGCGAGUUCCACGAAAAUGGUGAUGAAAUCAUGCCCAUCUCAGGCGAAGGAGAGUUUUGCUCGCCUCUUCAGGUCACUCCAUUGUUCAGAUCUCUAGCAGCAGGCAUCCCCAGCCCGCAAUUCUCUGAAAGUGAGAGGAACUUCCUGCUAAAAACACUCGGGAUUGAGUCCUCGUCUCCAUGUCCGAGUGCUAAUCCUUCACAACCACCUCCUUGCAAAAGGGUCCUCCUUCAUAGCUUAUAAAAAACCACCAGCCUUAUAUCUCACAUACACAAACCUGAGAUCAUGUUUUGUCCCCAUGCAGCCAUCUAGUUUCCCUGUCUUUCUUGUUUUCUUAGAUUCCUAGGUUUGCAGCCAUUUCGGCCUGGAAGUUUUUGUGAAGCGGGCAUACCAUGAUCUGCAUUCCUUCCUCAGGAUUUCAGUUUUCUUUUCUUGGUCUAGAAUGUCAGGAUACAUUCUAGCCCAGCUCAGAACACUGCCAGUGUUCUGAGUUCAUUUCAUAUACUCAGAUUCUUUUUUUCUUUCUUUUGGUCCACUCUCACUCAUUUGCCCCAUUAGGAGAGUAUUACCAUCCAACCUUAACAUACUUCAAGCCUUUCCAAGGCCCCCAGUGUGCAUCUUCAUUCAUGUGUGCGUGUCAAAGAUAUUCUUUUGUUUGUCUUUUCGGGUACCCGGAUACAUCAUCCGGCCAUCCCCGGAUUCUUGAUUUGUUUUCUUGAUCUGUGUACAUAAGACGGUUACAUAAAAUAGACAGGACAAGAGGAGAAAGAAAAAGAGAAAAGGAACAAGAUUUUCAGAUGGGUGGAGCAAGAAAGAGCCAUUUGUUUCCUGCUUUUUGAGGUGUGAGCAGAGGACAUAGAAAUUAAGCUCUUCGCUUAACCUCUUCCUUGUUUAUCCUCCCAUAUGUUGUAAAAAAAACCCCUUAUAUUGAGUGGAAAUAUGAUGAUUUGAUUUUGGUGUGAUA
Tarenaya hassleriana is the source of this 2551-nucleotide messenger RNA. Its product is annotated as pre-mRNA-splicing factor CEF1-like. Lineage: Eukaryota; Viridiplantae; Streptophyta; Magnoliopsida; Brassicales; Cleomaceae. Bases 478 to 1830 code for a protein of 450 amino acids. The transcript has 12 exons. Gene Ontology annotation, cellular component: nucleus. Gene Ontology annotation, biological process: regulation of DNA-templated transcription. Gene Ontology annotation, molecular function: RNA polymerase II cis-regulatory region sequence-specific DNA binding; DNA-binding transcription factor activity, RNA polymerase II-specific. The record is from RefSeq and is a predicted model, not a curated record.